AAGAGUACUACAAAAAGGAGCACACUAAUAAUAUUUGUAAUUUGAUACAUAGUGAACAACCACAAAAUAUUCUGAAACAUACAUGAAAGCUUCUUCAAUAGAUGCUUUAUUUGUAUUUGCAGAUAAUUCUAUGUCUAGCUAAUCACUUGAGUGUAAUUAUUCAAUGAUUUCGAAAUACUUAGUUGUCUCUUUCUUAUUAUCUCCAACUGAAUUAUAUGUUCCUGUAUUUGGGUUUGUUAUUUAACUUGAUUAAAAUGAACCAAAUUUGUAUUGAAACCAUCCAGUAUUUUCAUCUCCAUAAGUAAAAUUUAACCUGUAACUUACUUUAUAGUGAGGACGAAGAGAAUAAAAUGAUUUUUUGAAUGUUCCAGAUUUCCAAACUAAAACACCU
Paramecium primaurelia is the source of this 391-nucleotide messenger RNA. The record is from the annotation of a GenBank genome assembly. Lineage: Eukaryota; Ciliophora; Oligohymenophorea; Peniculida; Parameciidae.